CAACCACAAAUUGUAGAUAUCAGUGGUACAGGUGCUGCGAAACAUGUAUUGCGACAAUGGAACGGAGCUAACCACGAGCACGAAUUCACAUUUACACAUCAUAAAUCGCAGCAGCGGCAAGAAUUGCAGCACAUCCUCAACAGAUUCGGGCGUCGGUUUGGUUGACAAUGCAGCAACAUUCAAGGCGGGGCCAACGACCAAAGAGAGCAGCCCGAAGAGCGGCAGCAGAAACUGUGAGGCAACCACAGAGCCAGCACAAACGAAGGCGGAAGCCACGACACAAAAUCAUAUCAGCAUCGAGGUCGAGGCGACGGUAAACAUCAGCAACACUGCAGCGACAGCUGCCUAUCGGCCGAAGAAAUCAUCACCUACACUCUCGGUGCGCAGCACCACAAUCUCCAUUGUGUCCAUCGAUGAGAAUGCCAUCGACUCCAGCUGCAUUGACAGCGACUCCGAGGCGGAGCCCGACGAGAGCUGCACGGUGCAGAAGCUGGGCCAGCAGAUCACCCACCCGCCACACAGCGCCGAGCUGACGCAGCUCAACAAGGGCAUGACGGUGAUCAGUCGACAGGUGCUGCCCACGGGCGGAGCUGAGGCGGCUGGCGCGCAGCCCACGCCACCCGAUGUGGUGGCCAAGCAGCUGCUCAAUGGCAACCUCAGCCUGGCCACGCCCACAGCGCCAGCAGCGACCCAGCAGAUUGGCAGUAUUGCACUAAGCAACACCACAGACGUCACAUUCGGCGACAAGCACUACUACGAGGGUCCAGUGACGAUACAGCAGAUACUGAUCGAUAAUCGCGAGAAGUGGAAAACCCAGGAUGGUGAGACGGGCGGCCAGAAUCCUGGAUUCAAUGCGCAGGGCACGUCCAACGGCAAUGCUGCAGGCGGCAAGGUGAAUGAGUCCUGCAAGGAGCCCGUUCUGUGUCCAUUUCUGCCAAGCAGUAUCACAAUGAAGGCUGUUUUCAUAACGGCUGCAUUUGCCCUCUUCACUGUUGGCCUGCUCGUCGUCUUGGCCACGACCACAAAUAUAUUUAGCAAAUCGUUAAGUAAAAGUAAGCUUGGUGACGGCGAAGACUCAAGACUAAAUAUUCCAAUCAAUUCAAAAAUAGAUGAUGAGAACAUUGGUGGUGGCUUGGUGCUGCGCUUUGUGCCACGCGCUGUUUGGCUGGCCCAGCCGGCGCAGAGGCAACUGCCACAGCUCAGUCUGCCCGUGCCCAUGGUGAUAGUCUUGCCGACCAACUCGGAGAACUGCAGCUCUCAGGCUCAGUGCGUGUUUCGGGUGCGCUUCCUGCAGACCUUUGAUAUAGAGUCGCAGCAGCGGGACGAUAUAGCCUACAAUUUCCUGAUUGGCGGCGAUGGCAACGUCUACAUUGGCCGUGGCUGGGAUACGGUGGGAGCCCACAUGAAUGGCUACAAUACGCGCAGCUUGAGCUUCGCCUACAUUGGCUCCUUCCACAAGCAAAAGCCGUCGGCCAAGCAGCUGACCGUGACGCGCCUACUGCUCGAUUAUGGUGUCGAGCACGGCAAAAUCAGCUCCAAUUAUCAGCUGGUGGGUGCCAGCACUUUGGCGCCCACAGUCACCGAGUACAAUGCGGAGCUGCUCUACCAGAGCUUUGCCAAUUGGACACACUGGACGACGGCCACCUGAACAAUCCAAAAACUACAAAUUAUAAUUGCACUCUCAUGACUGGUCAUAUUAUUCCCCUCCCCAAUCUAAUUGUGUGGCAUAUUUGCUAUGUACUAGUCGUAAGCUUUCUAUUUUAAAAUGAAAUUAUGAAAUUAUUAAUGAUGAA
Drosophila mojavensis is the source of this 1793-nucleotide messenger RNA. RefSeq names its product peptidoglycan-recognition protein LC (gene PGRP-LC). The transcript is spliced from 3 exons. Lineage: Eukaryota; Metazoa; Arthropoda; Insecta; Diptera; Drosophilidae. Gene Ontology annotation, biological process: peptidoglycan catabolic process. Bases 44 to 1648 code for a protein of 534 amino acids. Gene Ontology annotation, molecular function: N-acetylmuramoyl-L-alanine amidase activity; zinc ion binding. The record is from RefSeq and is a predicted model, not a curated record.